AUGGCGGAGCUCAAAGAGGGCAGUGAGCAACUUCACCAGGAGGACGUCAAUAUGAAAGACAAUGGGACUGAUACUGGUAAGACGCUUACUGAAUCUGUUGAGGAGAGUGAACAGAUGUCCAGUCAUGAUGCCUCUUCUAAGCCAGUGAAAACAGAGGACAGCAAUGGACAGACAUCUUCCACUGUCACGUCAGAGAGACAUGUGUCUAUCCAAACCACACUGGAAGGUCUUGAGAUGCUUGUGGAUUUGAAUGGAGCCGGGAGGAAAUCAUGUCCAUUGUGUUCAGAAGAGAAAUUUAAGGCCUGUUACAGUCAUAAACUUAGACGACACCUGCAAAAUUUGCACUGGAAAGUUUAUGUGGAAUUUGAAGGCCAAAGGAUGUGCAUCUGCCAUCUGCCUUGUAGACAACUCAAGUCUAGUCUAGGCUCUGACCAGACUCAAAGCAGACUGGUGGCUCACUACCACUGUGUGGUCUGUUCUGUCACUAUCGCUCGCAAGACCGACAUGAUCAGUCAUCUCAAACGCCAUAUCAAUAAGGGUGAGACAGAGGCCAGCUUCUCUGGCAGCUCUGAUGUACCCUUCGAAGAACCCGUCCCAGGUGGACAGGCCUAUGAGAUUAUGAAAGAGUUGGGCACCAAUGUUCAGCUCCUGCCCAACCACACCACACCCCAAAAGACAGACACCUAUUUCAGCCGCAAGAUGAAAACAAACAGGCAGCUCGUAUUCUGCUCUCUCGCGGUUCUAGCAGAGGAGAGGAAUCCACUGGAAUGUCUUGAUGCUUUUGGAGCCACUGGUAUAAUGGGUCUGCAGUGGGCAAAGCAUCUACGUAACUCUGUAAAGGUUACUAUCAAUGACAUAAACGAAGCUUGUGUGAAGAUGAUUAAGGAGAAUUGUCAUCUGAACCACAUCCGAGUGGAGGGGAACCGCACGCCCCGACAGCUAGAAGGAACCGGAGACACAGACUCACCCAUUGCCUCUGUGGAGGUGGUGAAGAUGGACGCCAAUGUCAUCAUGCACCUCAGACCCUUUGACUACAUACACCUGGAUCCCUUUGGAACAUCUGUGAACUAUCUGGACGCUGCUUUUCGGAACGUUCGGAAUCUGGGCAUAGUCUCCGUGACAUCCACGGACACUGGCUCACUUUACUCCAAAUCCUUGAAUGUGACACUUCGACAUUAUGGCUGCCAGAUCGUCAGAACCGAGUACUACAGGGAACUGGCAGCACGUAUGGUGUUGUCCUCAGUAGCGAGAGCAGCUGCACGGUGCAACAAAGGGAUCGAGCUGCUGUUAGCUGUUGCUCUUGAGCAUUUCGUCCUUGUGGUGGUGCGUGUGCUCAGAGGGCCCACCCAGGCUGAUGAGUCUGCUAAGAAACUGCGUCAGCUCUUGCAUUGCCAGUGGUGUGAAGAAAGGGUGUUCCUCAAGCCAGGAAGUAUGGUUGAAGAAAAUCUGUACAGACAGCUGCCCUGCCAGUGCCACGGGAGCAUGCCAGGGAAAACUGCAGUAGAGCUUGGGCCACUUUGGGCUGGUCCUCUGUUUAACACUGGUUUUCUGAGACGGAUGUUAGUGGCGGCAGUGCAUCACAAUAUGGAGGACAUCCAGCCUCUGGUGAAGACCCUCAUCUGUGAGGCUGACUGCACCACUCUCAAGCCUUCCCCUGUCCCAGGACACUCUGCCCUCUCAAACCAAGUGGAGUGUGGUGUGGUAAUAAAAACUUUACAGAAGGUUGAAGAGGCUGAUACUUCUGAGCAGUCAGGGAAAAGAAAGACCACAGGAGAGGAUUGUGGGAAUGUGCUGAAGAAGAUAAAAUCAGACACAUCUCUGGAGCAUCCAGCGUUUUACUACAGCAUCCAUCGGCACAGCAUCCGUGGCAUGAACAUGCCAAAGUUGAAUAAAUUUCUGCAGUAUCUCACAGAGGCAGGGUUCAGAGUGAGCCGUACACACUUUGACCCGACAGGCAUACGGACCGAUGCCACCCUGGCGCAGUUUAAGGAAGUGCUUACAAAAUAUAGCGUGCCCACUUACACGUCCGCCCCCCAAAGCAGCACUAUCAGCUCAGACAGCACCCGACGUCAAACUCUCUGACUUGCAGAUAUUGAUGAAACCAGAAAAAAAAUUUGAGCAAUUUAGUUGUGCUUUGUGAGCCCUUUGGGACAUGCAUUUAAGAGUUUGAGCAGGGCAGAGUUCACCUACUGAUGCUCCAUCUGUGGCUAUUUUUAAUUAGGUGUUUCCUGUUUAUGUUAGAGAUGGGUAUUUGCAAUGAAAAUUGGAUAAGUUCUUGUAACAAUAGCUUCAGCUUGUCAAUGCUAAAAGUUGUUCGUGUUUUUGUUGAUUGCAGUGUUGCUUUGGCCCAUUAUGGGCUUCAUAGUGUUUAAAAAAAUCGGUCUGUGCUGAGAGUAAUGACAGUAUUGAUAUUCUUUGUUUAUUUUGUUUUUUUAAUCUCUAAAAUAUUUAUAAGGACUCUAAGGUUUUAAGAUUCUUGUCUGAUCUGAUUUGUUUUUUGAUUUUUUUUUUAUUCCACUUCAUUUUUUUGCUUCAGUAUUUUAUCAGAUUGCUUACAGUUAUGCUCCAUAACAUCAAUAAAACAUUUCACAUGA
Molecule: messenger RNA, 2594 nt
Organism: Myxocyprinus asiaticus (Chinese sucker)
Lineage: Eukaryota; Metazoa; Chordata; Actinopteri; Cypriniformes; Catostomidae
Gene: trmt1l
Product: tRNA methyltransferase 1-like
Exons: 16
Coding region: 1-2082 (693 amino acids)
Biological process (GO): tRNA N2-guanine methylation
Cellular component (GO): nucleus
Molecular function (GO): RNA binding
Source: RefSeq, a predicted model, not a curated record